GGAAGCAAUUGAAAGGGGGAAGAAGGAAGGGAAACUUCAUUCUCUCUGACUCAGCCAAACCCAGCCAUCUGGCCUCCCCUCCGUCCCGUGUCCUCCCUGCCCCGAGCGAAGCAAGACAUUCGUCCCGAGACACCUGGCGGGGACCGUCUUUUUCAGGGAGAGUCAACAUGGCGAGCCGAUUCUGGUUGGCAGCUGGAGUGCUGAUCCUGGUGCUGGAUAGCGUGGUUCCCCAGCAAACCGUGUGCCAGGCGCCCAACGGCAGAGACGGGCAUCCAGGAGCCCCAGGGCGGAACGGAAGACCAGGACAGAAAGGCGAUGUGGGUGACCCAGGGAUGGGGACGAGGAGCACCGGAAUCCGGGGCCCAAAAGGCGAACCAGGACCGCCCGGUCCUCCGGGUGAACCGGGCAACCAAGGUUACCGAGGCUUGGAUGGCCCCAUGGGGCCCCCUGGUGAACAGGGCGAUAGGGGCCUAAAGGGCCAAGUGGGAAACAUCCAGGACCAGCCCAGGACCGCCUUCUCGGCUUCUCGGAGGAACCCCUCCCCAGGCCUCUCCCCGAAAACAGUGGUCUUUGACAACAGCAUCACCAACCAGGAUAACGCCUACAGCACUCAGACGGGGAAGUUCACCUGCAGCGUCCCGGGAUAUUAUUACUUCACUUUUCAGGUGGUUUCCCAGGGCAGCCUGUGCCUAAACCUCAUGCACCGGGACAAAGCGGUGGCCACGUUCUGCGACCAGAGCAAGGGCAUGCUGCAAGUCAACUCGGGGGGCAGCGUCCUGGAGCUGGCCCGAGGCGACCAGGUCUGGCUGGACAGCGACUCUCCCGGUGGGGCCAACAUUGUCAGCAGCUCAGACGCCGAUAGCGUCUUCAGCGGCUUCUUGCUGUUCCCGACGAGGGCUUGACAAGCUCAGGGCUUCGGGGGUGGGAAGCCCUCGCCAUGCUUCUCUUGCGAACGCUCCCCCUGCGAGGGAGGCCUGUGCCCGACUGAUGGGUGUCUCCUGCUCCUCCAUUCUGUGCUGCUCCUCCUCGCUGCCAAAUAAACCUUCUGAAUGUC
Python bivittatus (Burmese python) is the source of this 1054-nucleotide messenger RNA. It is a transcript of the gene C1QA, whose product is annotated as complement C1q A chain. The record is from RefSeq and is a predicted model, not a curated record. NCBI's taxonomy places the organism in Eukaryota, Metazoa, Chordata, Lepidosauria, Squamata, Pythonidae. Gene Ontology annotation, molecular function: protein binding.